This is a messenger RNA of Cladophialophora psammophila CBS 110553, 1386 nucleotides long. RefSeq names its product homogentisate 1,2-dioxygenase. The transcript has 3 exons. The record is from RefSeq and is a predicted model, not a curated record. Gene Ontology annotation, cellular component: cytoplasm. The coding region runs from base 1 to 1386 and encodes 461 amino acids. NCBI's taxonomy places the organism in Eukaryota, Fungi, Ascomycota, Eurotiomycetes, Chaetothyriales, Herpotrichiellaceae. Gene Ontology annotation, biological process: L-phenylalanine catabolic process. Gene Ontology annotation, molecular function: homogentisate 1,2-dioxygenase activity.
AUGCCUGUAACCCAAUUCGCUGUGACCGACACGUACGAAUAUCUGAAUGGGUUCGGGGGAUACAAAGAGAGUGAAGCUAUUCCAGGCACGCUGCCUGUAGCGGCGAACUCUCCUCAAAAAUGCCCGUACGGCCUGUACAACGAGAAGUUGUCUGGCACGGCCUUCACUGCGCCGCGCGACGAAAACCAGCAGACAUGGCUGUACCGCAUUCUUCCCUCUGCUAGCCACCAGAACUUCCAACCUGUCCCGUCUUCUUCCUCGCAGUCCCUCAUCUCCCCUACCCCCAGUUUCGGCACCCACUUCAACGCGAUCCCAAAUCAGCUGCGAUGGGACCCCUUUGAUUUUGACAACGAGGUGUCAUGGAUCCACUCCCUGCAUCUAGUGGCUGGUGCGGGUGAUCCCACCAUGAAACAAGGCCUGGGCAUCUACAUCUACGCCUGCGGCAGCAGCAUGCCCGAGAAGACGGCAUUCUACAGCGCCGACGGCGAUUUCUUGAUCGUUCCACAACAUGGGGUGCUCGACAUCCGAACCGAAUUUGGCAAGAUGCUGGUGCGACCGAAUGAAAUCUGCGUCAUCCCGCGGGGGAUUCGCUACCACGUAACAGUGCAUAACAACGAGCCCGCGCGAGGAUACAUCUGCGAGCUGUACCAAGGCCACUUCAAACUGCCCGAGUUGGGUCCCAUUGGUUCCAAUGGUCUGGCCAACGCACGCGACUUCCAGACACCGGUGGCCGACUUCAUCGAGGACUACGAGAACACGGAAUGGACCUUGUACGGCAAAUUCGGAGGGAACCUGUUCUCGGCCAAGCAGUCUCACACCCCAUUUGACAUCGUUGGCUGGCAUGGCACCUACUAUCCUUACAAGUACGACUUGGGCCGGUUCAACCCUGUGGGGAGCAUCUCGUACGACCAUCCUGACCCUUCCAUCUUUACCGUCCUAUCUGCGCCGUCACAUCCCCAUGGGGCGGGAACGGCUGUUCUGGACUUUGUCAUCUUCCCGCCUCGAUGGCUGGUGGCCGAAAACACCUUCCGGCCUCCAUGGUACCAUCGCAACACCAUGUCCGAGUUCAUGGGGUUGAUUAUGGGGAGCUAUGAUGCCAAGGGGGCUGGCAAGGGAGGAUUCCAGCCCGCAGGAGCGAGUUUACAUAAUACGAUGAGCGGACAUGGACCCGACAUGCAGACGUUUGAAAAGGCGUCGACGAUGGAUUUGCCGCCCCAAAAGGUGGGCGAGGGCAGCAUGGCCUUCAUGUUUGAGAGCUGUUUGAUGGUUGGCGUGACCGAAUGGGGGUUGAAGACUUGCCAGAAGGUGCAAGAGACGUACAAUGCGCAUUCUUGGGAGCCAUUGAAGGUGCAUUUCAAGCGACCGGAAUCCGUCGCACGGCGUUAG